AUGGCCUCGACCGCCCUCAUCGAUGCCGACAUGGCGCCGACACUCCAGUCCAUCCUCGACCAGAAGACACUCCGGUGGAUAUUCGUUGGCGGAAAAGGUGGUGUUGGCAAGACGACGACAUCGUGUUCGCUCGCCAUCCAGCUUGCAAAGCACCGCAGAUCAGUUCUCCUCAUCUCGACCGACCCCGCCCACAAUCUAUCGGAUGCCUUCAACCAGAAGUUUGGCAAGGACGCGCGACUCAUCAAUGGCUUCGAUAACCUCAGCGCCAUGGAGAUCGAUCCCAACGGAAGUAUACAGGAUUUGUUGGCAAGUGGAGCAGAAGAGGGUCAGGAUCCUAUGGCUGGCCUGGGCGGAAUGGGCAGCAUGAUGCAGGACCUCGCAUUCAGCAUACCUGGUGUAGACGAAGCCAUGUCGUUUGCCGAAGUGCUGAAGCAGGUCAAGUCCAUGUCGUACGAAGUCAUCAUCUUCGAUACGGCGCCCACCGGACACACGCUCCGCUUCCUCCAGUUUCCCACUGUCAUGGAAAAGGCCCUUUCCAAGGUCUCACAGCUCUCCCGCCAGUUUGGACCCAUGCUCAACUCCUUUCUUGGCUCGUCCGGUAGACUACCAAACGGACAGAACAUGGAUGAGCUGAUUCAGAAAAUGGAAGCGUUACGUGAGACGAUAGGCGAGGUCAAUGGCCAAUUCAAGGACGCCGAUCUUACAACAUUUGUCUGUGUGUGCAUUCCCGAGUUCCUUAGUCUGUACGAGACGGAGCGCAUGAUUCAAGAACUCAACAGCUACGAGAUUGAUACACACUCGAUUGUCGUCAAUCAGCUGCUGUUCCCCAAGCAAAGCAACCCCUGCGAGCAAUGCAACGCGCGACGGAAAAUGCAAAAGAAGUAUCUUGACCAGAUCGAAGAACUGUAUGAUGAGUUCAACGUGGUCAAGAUGCCGUUGUUGGUUGAGGAAGUGCGAGGCAAAGAAAAACUUGAGAAAUUCAGCGAAAUGCUCGUAAACCCCUUUGUACCUCCGCAGUAA
Molecule: messenger RNA, 1020 nt
Organism: Bipolaris zeicola 26-R-13
Lineage: Eukaryota; Fungi; Ascomycota; Dothideomycetes; Pleosporales; Pleosporaceae
Exons: 3
Coding region: 1-1020 (339 amino acids)
Biological process (GO): post-translational protein targeting to endoplasmic reticulum membrane
Cellular component (GO): GET complex
Molecular function (GO): ATP binding; ATP hydrolysis activity
Source: RefSeq, a predicted model, not a curated record